Phaedon cochleariae (mustard beetle) is the source of this 2036-nucleotide messenger RNA. The record is from the annotation of a GenBank genome assembly. Lineage: Eukaryota; Metazoa; Arthropoda; Insecta; Coleoptera; Chrysomelidae.
CAAAUUUCUGUCAAAGUGUUUCUAUUGUAAGGUUCGGUUCUGAAAAUUCACAGUUUUUCAUCACCAUUUAAAAUGCAUGGAGUAGUGGAAUACGACAUAUCGCCUAUUAGAGGUCCCCUUGCGAAUGCAUUCGUCAUUUUGAUCAAUGCGUUAUUUUUCAACAUCAGACUCAUUGGUCUGAAUGAUAUGUAUCCGAUGGAUUGCAGCAGAAAAUUAUUGAAUGAAGAAGAGAGUAUUUUCGACUUUAUAGUAGUUGGCGCUGGAGCAGCAGGUUGUGCUGUCGCUAACAGAAUUUCGGAAAAGGAAACAUGGACGGUCCUUCUCAUCGAAGCAGGAGACUAUCCUUCUCCAACUUCAAAUGUUCCAGCACUAUACACGACCCUGAUCGGUUCGAAAGAAGACUGGAAAUUCAUCAUGGAGAAAGAACCCAAGGCAUGCAAAGGCUUUGCAAACGAAAGAUGCACCAUAAGCAGAGGCAGAGUGCUGGGUGGCACAAGCACCAUCAAUAAUUUAUUGUACAGUCGAGGUCAACCAGAAGAUUUCGAUCAGACCGAGUUCCUAUCUUGGGAUUCCGAGACAACUACGAAAAUAUUCCAUACCAUGGAGGGUCAUUCUCCAAACAGCACUACUUUCAUCCACUUGGAUUUCACAAACUAUACUGAGACUCCGAAACAGUUGCUAGAAGAAGCCUACCUCGCUGCGGGAUACAGAAGAAUGCCGAAACGCCACGCUAUCGGAUUUAUGGAUCACCUGACGUUGAAGAAAAGUGGAGAAAGGAUUAACAUGGCCAAAAUAUUCCUCACACCAGUAAAGAAUCGCCCGAACUUAUUCUUCUCUAGAAACACUGAAGUAGAAGCGAUCGGAGUAACAGAACCAGUCGACAAGCGUGCUAACGGAGUCAACGUAACUAUCGAUGGAAUAAGAUUUUUCCUUAGAGCCAGAAAGGAAGUUAUUCUCACCGCUGGGGCCAUAAACAAUGCUAAGCUCCUUCUGCUUAGUGGUAUCGGCCCAAAGGAUUACUUGACAGCGAAAAAUCUGCCUUUCUAUGCUGACGUUCCAGCUGUCGGUCAGAACCUCCAGAUGCAUCUCACCGUACCAAUAUACGUGGCUUCCGAACCUUCCAAUGCAAACCAGAAGGAAUACUACUUCGAUGAGGAGCUCAUAAGAGAUACAUUCGAUUAUGUCAUGUACAGAUCGGGAAAUUUCAGCAACACCAAUAUAAACGAGCUAGUAGCUUACAUUUUGACGAAGAAAAUAGGAACGACGUUUCCCAACCUGGCAGUGCAUCACAUGUAUUUCCGAAUCGGCGAUAGAAAUCUACUGAGUUGGAUAGACGCCAUGAACUACCACCCAAAAAUCAUAAAUGCUUUGAUAAAUUCCAACAGAGGAAAAGCUCUGAUAUUAUUUAUGGUAACGCUGCUCAAACCUGUAUCGAGAGGGGAGGUUCUCCUGAACGAGACUCACUUCACCAGCAACCCAUCUAUAAAAGGAAAUUUCUUCGCUGAUGUCGAGGACUGGGACUAUCAGACGAUGCUCAGCGGAUUCAGCUUCAUCGCUAAUCUGACCGAGAAGCUGAAGCUGAAGACGCACCAUUCUGAGCUAGUUGACUUGGAUAUUCCCAACUGCAGAAACUUCAAGUUUUGCACGCCUGCGUACGUGAAAUGUUACAUUCAUAAUAUGGCUUUUCCGGACAGCGAGGCUACUGGUACCGCUAAAAUGGGCGCGGACUGUGAUGAAACGGCAGUUGUGAAAGAAGAUUUGGAGGUUAGGAAAGUGAGGUGUCUGAGGGUGGCCGAUUCCAGCGUUCUGAAUUUCUUGCCCACUGGAAAUACCGUCGCUACUGAUGCUAUGAUUGGUUAUAAUCUAGGAGAGAUCCUUCGGGAGAAAUGGGUCAAAGAUUACGUGUCUGUCUUCCGUGGAGUCAAGCAAGAAGAUGGUGUGCAUUAGUUUUUUGCUUUUUGAAAGCUUCAUUGGAUUUAUAAAACUCAUGCUUCAAUAAUAUAUUGUGUUUAAUGAAAUAUUUCUCAUUCAGAAGU